GUUGCCCAAGACCGUGAAGGUUGGAGCAGUGCACCUGGGCUUAAACACAGGGAAACCGCGCACUUCCUCGUUCUGUUUCCUCCUCGUCUAAAGGGCUGUUGGCCACGCGUGGCUCAGUUGCCUGUUGUCCCACGUGCUCUAAUAACGGGACAGUGGAGCUGAGGGCACCCACUCUCAGCCUCACUCCCCAACAGCAAAGCAGAUCUAAGACUUGUCUUCUCUUUCUAGGUAACAGUAUGACCAAAUACAUUGAGAAGCUAGAAGACAUUAAAAAAAACUAUAGAUACAAAAAAGAUGAACUUUUCAAGAGACUAAAAGUUACUACUUUUGCCCAGCUGGUCAUUCAAGUUGCUUCCCUGUCAGAUCAAACACUGGAAGUGACAGCUGAGGAGAUUCAAAGGCUGGAAGACAAUGAUUCUGAAACUUCAGAGGCUGAUGCUGAAAUCGCUGCCAAGACCAAUGGGAAAGGGAGCCCGGGGGAAAAAUCACCCAGUCCUGUCCAGUUCAUCGACAGCUCGGCAGCCGGGGAUUCCAGCCGCUCCACUCUGCAGAGCGUCAUCAGUGGCGUGGGGGAACUGGAUGUAGACAAAGGGCUCGUGAAGAAAGAAGAACCUAGAGGCAAAGACAAGCCUUAUCCGGACUGCCCCUUCCUGCUGCUGGAUGUGCGCGACCGAGACUCUUAUCAGCAGUGUCACAUUGUCGGGGCUUACAGUUACCCAAUCGCAACUCUAUCCAGGACAAUGAACCCCUACUCAAAUGAUAUUCUUGAGUAUAAAAACGCUCGUGGCAAGAUCAUCAUUUUAUACGAUGGCGACGAGAGGCUGGCCAGCCAGGCGGCCACCACCAUGUGUGAGCGCGGCUUUGAAAACCUCUUCAUGCUCUCUGGGGGUCUGAAAGUCUUAGCUCAGAAGUUCCCAGAAGGACUGGUCACUGGUUCCCUGCCAGCCUCUUGCCAGCAGCCCCGGAAACGAUCCAGCCCCAAAACGCCACCCCUACCGGCCGAGAACAAGUGGAGAUUUACCCCAGAAGACUUAAAAAAGAUAGAAUGUUACCUCGAAGCAGACCAGGGACCAGCUGACAAGCCUAGCCGACUGAACCAGAAUAACUCUGCCGGAAGAGACUCAAAGGUGCCUGCUGGUCGCGGUGCCCAGAACCUGCCCACUGGGGGUCCUGCUGGCCACUCGAACUCCCGCACACUCAACAGUGGCCACCUGCAAGGCAAACCCUGGAAGUGAAGACCUGUGUUGUUUAGUCAAAUAAAUGUCCCCUCCUUUCAGAACCCCCAGCACUCCCAACUUGGUCAUUUUCAGAACUGCCGUAGAGAAAUGGCCGCGCUACAUGGGCCAAAGCAGGCCCACUUCUCCCUGUCUGCAG
Acomys russatus (golden spiny mouse) is the source of this 1374-nucleotide messenger RNA. It is a transcript of the gene Cep41, whose product is annotated as centrosomal protein 41. Gene Ontology annotation, cellular component: ciliary basal body. Gene Ontology annotation, biological process: protein polyglutamylation; cilium assembly. The record is from RefSeq and is a predicted model, not a curated record. The transcript is spliced from 9 exons. NCBI's taxonomy places the organism in Eukaryota, Metazoa, Chordata, Mammalia, Rodentia, Muridae. Bases 237 to 1235 code for a protein of 332 amino acids.